UUAAAAAGGCCAAAUUCGACGGGCCCCAAGAGAAGUUCAACACCUACGUGACACUGAAGGUGCAGAAUGUCAAGAGUACCACCAUCGCCGUGCGGGGCAACCUGCCCGCCUGGGAGCAGGACUUCAUGUUCGAGAUCAACCGUCUGGACCUGGGCCUGACAGUGGAGGUGUGGAACAAGGGCCUGAUUUGGGACACCAUGGUGGGGACGGUGUGGAUCCCAUUGCGCACCAUCCGGCAAUCCAAUGAGGAGGGUCCCGGGGAAUGGCUGACUCUCGACUCGCAGGUCAUCAUGACCGACAAUGAGAUUUCAGGCACCAAGGACCCCACCUUCCACCGCAUCCUCCUCGACACCCGCUUCGAGCUGCCGCUGGACAUCCCCGAGGAGGAGGCGAGGUACUGGGCAAAGAAGCUGGAGCAGCUCAAUGCCAUGCGGGACCAGGACGAUUACGCCUUCCAGGAGGAGCAGGAGAAGCCUCUGCCUGUGCACGGCUCCCAGUGCUGCAACUGGAAUUAUUUUGGCUGGGGAGAGCAGCAGAACGACGACCCCGACAGCACGGUGGAUGACCGGGAUAGUGAUUACCGCAGCGAGACCAGCAACAGCAUCCCCCCCCCCUACUACACCACCUCGCAGCCCAACGCCUCGGUGCACCAGUACCCCAUGCGGCACCAGCAGCAGAGCUCCCGCGACUCCUACACUGACUCCAUGCAGAGCUACGAGAUGGACUACUCAGACCAGCGGCCCAUCAGCCCCACGGGGAGCAGCCGCUACGCCUCGUCGGCCGAGCUGAGCCAAGGCAGCUCCCAGCUGAGCGAGGACUUCGAGAACGAGAGCCUGCGGGACUCAGAGCUGGACGAGCGGGACGGCGACUCCUACCACUCCUGCCACAGCUCUGUCAGCUACCACAAGGACUCGCCGCGCUGGGAGGAGGAUGAGGAUGAUGACCUCUACCUGGAGGAGGAGGAGGAGGAAGAGUUCAAUGAGGACUACAGUGAGAAUGAGGAAGGCUACCCCAAGGAGGAGGAGGAGGAGGAGGAAGCGGAGGAAGAGCUGCGGGAGCCGGGUGCCUACGAAGCCCCUGAGCGUGACACCUAUCCCACACCACAGAAACCACAGCAGCAGCAGCAGGUCCCGCAGGUGAAGCCGCAGCAGCAGGAAAGGAAAGAGGAGAGGAAAGAGGAGAGGAAGGAAGAGAGGAAAGAGGAGGGGAAGGAGGAGCAGGACACCUCUGCCCCACAGGAGACCCCGGAGGUGCAGAGAGAUGAAGCUCCUGUGCCAGAGCCAGCACCCGAACCCGAGCCCCCAAAACCGGAUGAGAGGGAGCCGGCAGAGGCGGAGGUGCAGGACCCCAAAGCAAGAGCCAAAGCCAACUGGCUGCGAGCCUUCAACAAGGUCUGCCUGCAGCUGCAGGAGGCUCGCGGGGAAGGCGAUGGAGAAGCUAAAUCGCUUUGGUUCAAAGGCGGGGGGGCGGCUGUAAGGUUUCUGCGCUGCAUUAACAGCAUGCCCGACAUUAAGCCCGGACGCAAAUCUCUCCCUCUAGUCAGCGAUCUGGCGAUGUCCUUGGUCCAGUCCAGGAAAGCAGGAAUCACAUCCGCACUGGCCUCCAGCACCUUGAACAACGAGGAGCUGAAAAACCAUGUUUACAAGAAGACCCUGCAAGCCUUAGUGUACCCCAUCUCCUGCACCACGCCCCACAACUUCGAGGUGUGGACGGCCACCACCCCCACCUACUGCUACGAGUGUGAGGGGCUGCUGUGGGGCAUCGCCCGGCAGGGCAUGCGCUGUGCCGAGUGCGGGGUCAAGUGCCACGAGAAGUGCCAGGACCUGCUCAACGCCGACUGCCUGCAGAGGGCGGCGGAGAAGAGCUCCAAGCACGGAGCCGAGGACCGCACUCAGAACAUCAUCAUGGUGCUGAAAGACCGCAUGAAGAUCCGCGAGCGCAACAAGCCGGAGAUCUUCGAGCUGAUCCAGGAGGUGUUCGGGGUCACCAAGACCACGCACACGCAGCAGAUGAAGGCGGUGAAGCAGAGCGUCCUGGACGGCACCUCCAAGUGGUCGGCCAAGAUCAGCAUCACGGUGGUUUGUGCGCAGGGCCUGCAAGCAAAGGAUAAGACGGGCUCCAGUGACCCCUACGUGACCGUCCAGGUUGGAAAGACGAAAAAAAGGACUAAAACCAUCUAUGGCAAUCUCAACCCAGUCUGGGAGGAGAAUUUCCAUUUUGAGUGCCAUAACUCCUCCGACCGCAUCAAAGUCCGCGUCUGGGAUGAGGACGACGACAUCAAGUCCCGCGUCAAGCAGCGCUUCAAGAGGGAGUCCGACGACUUCCUGGGCCAAACCAUCAUCGAGGUGCGGACGCUGAGCGGGGAGAUGGACGUCUGGUACAACCUGGACAAGCGGACGGACAAGUCGGCCGUGUCGGGGGCCAUCCGGCUGCACAUCAGCGUGGAGAUCAAGGGCGAGGAGAAGGUGGCUCCCUACCACGUGCAGUACACGUGUCUGCACGAGAACCUUUUCCACUUCGUGACGGAUUUACAAAACAACGGCGUGGUGAAGAUCCCCGACGCCAAAGGGGACGACGCCUGGAAGGUGUACUUCGAUGAGACGGCGCAAGAGAUCGUGGACGAGUUUGCCAUGCGCUAUGGGGUGGAAUCCAUCUACCAGGCCAUGACGCACUUUGCUUGCCUCUCCUCCAAAUACAUGUGCCCGGGGGUGCCAGCGGUGAUGAGCACCCUCCUCGCCAACAUCAACGCUUACUACGCCCACACCACCGCCUCCACCAACGUCUCCGCCUCCGACCGCUUUGCCGCUUCCAAUUUCGGGGUAAGUCCGAUGAAAGAACGCUUCGUCAAGCUCCUCGACCAGCUGCACAACUCGCUGCGCAUCGACCUCUCCAUGUACCGGAACAACUUCCCCGCCAGCAGUCCCGAGCGGCUGCAGGACCUCAAGUCCACAGUGGAUUUGUUGACCAGCAUCACCUUUUUCCGGAUGAAGGUCCAGGAGCUGCAGAGCCCACCCCGAGCCAGCCAGGUGGUGAAGGACUGCGUGAAGGCGUGCCUCAACUCCACCUAUGAGUACAUCUUCAACAACUGCCACGAGCUCUACAGCCGCGAGUACCAGACCGACCCGACCAAGAAAGGCGAGGUGCCCCCCGAGGAACAGGGGCCCAGCAUCAAAAAUCUGGAUUUCUGGUCCAAGCUCAUCACCCUGAUCGUGUCCAUUAUUGAGGAGGACAAGAACUCCUACACGCCCUGCCUGAACCAGUUCCCCCAGGAGCUGAACGUGGGGAAGAUCAGCGCUGAGGUGAUGUGGAACCUCUUUGCCCAGGACAUGAAGUACGCGAUGGAAGAGCACGACAAGCACCGCCUGUGCAAGAGCGCGGACUACAUGAACCUGCACUUCAAGGUGAAGUGGCUGUACAACGAGUACGUCACCGAGCUGCCCUCCUUCAAGAGCCGUGUGCCCGAGUACCCGGCAUGGUUUGAGCCCUUCGUUAUCCAAUGGCUGGAUGAGAACGAGGAGGUGUCACGGGAUUUCCUGCACGGAGCGCUGGAGCGCGACAAAAAGGAUGGGUUCCAGCAGACGUCAGAGCACGCGCUCUUCUCCUGCUCCGUGGUGGACGUCUUCUCCCAGCUCAACCAGAGCUUCGAGAUCAUCAAGAAGCUCGAGUGCCCCGACCCGCAGAUCGUCGGGCACUACAUGCGGAGGUUCGCCAAGACCAUCAGCAACGUGCUGCUGCAAUACGCCGAGAUCAUCUCCAAGGAUUUCGCCUCGUACUGUUCCAAGGAGAAGGAGAAAGUGCCCUGCAUCCUGAUGAACAACAUCCAGCAGCUCCGCGUCCAGCUGGAGAAGAUGUUCGAGGCCAUGGGGGGGAAGGAGCUGGACACAGAAGCCAGUGACAUCCUCAAGGAGCUGCAGGUGAAGCUCAACAAUGUCCUGGAUGAGCUGAGCCGAGUGUUUGCCACCAGCUUCCAGCCCCACAUUGAGGAGUGUGUCAAGCAGAUGGGGGACAUCCUGAGCCAGGUGAAGGGCACCGGCAACGUCCCCGCCAGCACCUGCAGCAGCGUGGCACAGGAUGCUGACAACGUCCUGCAGCCCAUCAUGGACCUCCUGGACAGCAACCUGACGCUCUUCGCCAAGAUCUGUGAGAAGACGGUGCUGAAGCGCGUGCUGAAGGAGCUCUGGAAGCUGGUGAUGAACACCAUGGAGAAGACCAUCGUGCUGCCGCCCCUCACCGACCAGACGAUGAUUGGCACGCUCUUGAGAAAACAUGGCAAGGGGACAGAGAAGAGCAGGGUGAAGCUGCCCAGUCACACUGAAGGCACGCAGAUGAUCUUCAACGCGGCCAAGGAGUUGGGGCAGCUCUCCAAGCUGAAGGACCACAUGGUGCGGGAGGAAGCCAAGAGCCUGACCCCCAAGCAGUGCGCGGUGGUGGAGCUGGCGCUGGACACCAUCAAGCAAUACUUCCACGCUGGCGGUGUGGGGCUGAAGAAGACCUUCCUGGAGAAGAGCCCUGACCUGCAGUCGCUGCGCUACGCGCUGUCCCUGUACACCCAGGCCACCGACCUGCUCAUCAAAACCUUCGUGCAGACACAGACAUCACAAGUCCAUGGUGGAAAAGGUGUUAGGUUUACCCUUAGUGAAGAGAUUUAUCCUGAGAAGGGAUCCGGUGUGGAGGACCCCGUGGGGGAGGUGUCCAUCCACGUGGAGCUCUUCACCCACCCCGGCACCAGCGAACACAAAGUGCCAGGGUGA
This is a messenger RNA of Numida meleagris (helmeted guineafowl), 4751 nucleotides long. RefSeq names its product unc-13 homolog A (gene UNC13A). Lineage: Eukaryota; Metazoa; Chordata; Aves; Galliformes; Numididae. Gene Ontology annotation, molecular function: calmodulin binding; phospholipid binding; diacylglycerol binding. The record is from RefSeq and is a predicted model, not a curated record. Gene Ontology annotation, biological process: presynaptic dense core vesicle exocytosis; synaptic vesicle maturation; synaptic transmission, glutamatergic. Gene Ontology annotation, cellular component: presynaptic active zone cytoplasmic component; presynaptic membrane; terminal bouton.